AUGAUGAGCAGGCACCUGCAGCCAUACCAAGUCCUGUCCGAAUUCUCCAAGAGAUACGGCGCCGUGGUCCAGCUCCAGCUCGGUGAGCACUCCGACAUCUUGAUCUCUUCCCCUGAAGCCGCCGAACAAGUGCUGAAAACCCACGACAGCGCCUGCGCUUCGAGACCUUCCGGCCUCGCACAGGAAAUCAUCUUCUACGGCUGCAAGGAUCUGGUCUUUUCUCCCCACGGCGACCACUGGAGACAGAUGCGGAAGCUCUGCACCAUGGAGCUGCUCUCCGCCAAGCGCGCCCUGUCCUUCCGUUCAAUCAGGCUCCAGGAGGUCGCCAAUCUCGUCGCCUCUAUUUGCGCCAGCGAGGGAAACCCCGUGGAUUUGAAACCCAUGGUGAUUUCGUUGACCAAUUCCAUCACUAGCAGGUCGGCUUUCGGCAAUGCCCCGAAACAGAGUGCGAAUUUUUUCCCGGUUGUGGAGAGUAUGGUGAGCUCGGGUGGAGGGUUUCGGGUCUCGGAUCUCUUCCCAUCGAUCGGAUUGAUUCCGGUUAUUAGUGGGCAUCGAUCGAAUCUCGUCGCGCUUCAUCGAGCAGCGGAUUCGAUGCUCGACGAAGUAAUCAACCAACACAUGGAAAACAGAGCACGACGGCGACGACGACUCCAAACUAGUACUGAUGAUGAUGGUGAUGAUGAUGGAGCCAGAGAGGAUCUCGUAGAUAUUCUUCUCAACUUUCAAGAGAAUGCUGAUCACCUCGACCUCCCCUUAACCAUGGACAGCAUGAAAGCAGUUCUCCUUAAUGUGUUUAUUGGUGGCGCUGACACAACACCCGGAACAAUAGAGUGGGCGAUGUCUGAAAUUAUGAGAAAUCCAGAGGUAAUGCAAAGAGUACAGAAAGAAGUGAGAAGUGUCUUUCGUGACGAAGUUGAUGAGGAAGGACUCCAUAAGUUGGAGUACUUGAACGCAGUUAUCAAAGAGACUUUUCGGCUGCACCCUGCUGGUCCAAUACUUCCGAGAGAAAGUCGAGAGAGUAUGGAGAUUAAUGGAUUUCACGUCCCACAAAAGAGUCGAAUCAUGAUCAAUAUGUGGGCUAUAGGAAGAGAUCCUGCUUAUUGGGGUGAAGCUGAGAAAUUCAAUCCAGAGAGGUUUCUCGACUCUGCAAUUGACUACAAAGGAACACAUUUCACAUUCUUGCCUUUUGGAGGUGGAAGGAGGAUGUGCCCUGCAAUACAAUUUGCGAUGCCCAUAGUUGAACUUACAUUGGCAAAUUUACUUUUUCAUUUUGACUGGAAGCUCCCUUGCGACAUGAGACCAGAAGAUCUAGACAUGACCGAGCACUUUGAUACUGCGAUCAGGAGGAAAGAAAAAUUGUGUCUUAUUCCCACGACAACAACUAGUGCAAGGCCUUCAAGACUUGGAUGA
This is a messenger RNA of Linum tenue, 1410 nucleotides long. Lineage: Eukaryota; Viridiplantae; Streptophyta; Magnoliopsida; Malpighiales; Linaceae. The record is from the annotation of a GenBank genome assembly.